AUGAAUGGCGCAAUCCCGAUGAAUGGAGUUUCAGACAGCUUAUUUGAUUGUUGUCUGCAAAACGACAAUAAGAUAGUUCAAGCCAUUUCAUUGGCAUUUGAUCGAAUGUUCCAAUUUGAUUGCGUUCUUACUGUCGAUUAUUUGAUUCUUAUUAUUUUCCCAAUUCUAUUCAAAAUAUACGGAUUUGGUGUUCAACAGCGUUUGAGAAACUUCUACGAUACUGCCAGAUUGAUAUUUAUCGAAUUUAUUUUCUUAUGUUCAUUUUCAGUUAGUUUAACUACAAUUAUUCACUUAUUCAUCAAACAGCCAAUGGCAUGCGUUACAUGGGAUGGAAGAACUAUUGCUCCUGCUUUUAAUGGAUCAAGAUCACCAAAUCAUGAAAUUAUUAUCAUUAUGAUCUUAGGACUUGGUGUUUGGUUCUUAAAAGUAGGCUAUGACAAAGUCAGAAAACUUAUUACAAUUGUCGUAAUCGCAGUUGAAUGCGUAUCUACUGUUUUUGCCGGUUGUGCUUCGAUUUCACAAGCUUUGAUUUCAGUUGCAUUCGGUUUUUGGGUUGUAUUUCUCUUCAAAUUUAUACCUCCAAUAGGAAUUCCUAUAUUAGGCGUCUUUACAAUAAUAAUUUCGAUAACUCUCUUUAUCUUUACGUACAAACACUACAUUUGGAAUGCUCUAAUGCUCAGACAGUCCAUGCAUCUCUGUGUUCGAGGAUUUAUCUCUUUGGUCAUUUCAAUUUGUUUAGAACUCAGAUUUGGAUUCGGAAGAGAAGAUUUUGACUGGAUGAAAAUAUCGUGGGGAUCACACUGGAGCAAUCAGUCUACAGAAGAUGACGAUGAAGUCGUUAUUCCUUCGAUGAUUAAAGAAAAUAUUCGCGAUGAUUUUGGAAAACUACUUAAAAACGAUUUAAUUGACUCUGUCAUCGCUUUUAUUGUAUUCCUGCUUGGAAAUAUGGGACUUUGUUUCGCAGAUUCUACUUUUGCUUUUAUGAUCGAAUGA
This is a messenger RNA of Trichomonas vaginalis G3, 993 nucleotides long. RefSeq lists its product as uncharacterized. The record is from RefSeq and is a predicted model, not a curated record. NCBI's taxonomy places the organism in Eukaryota, Parabasalia, Trichomonadida, Trichomonadidae. The transcript has a single exon. Bases 1 to 993 code for a protein of 330 amino acids.